ACUCUUCAUAACCCUUCAUACACACACCUCUUAUACACUCAUCAACCCACAAGGCCGAGCCCUCUGUCUCCCUCUAUCUUCCUCUAUUUUCUUCUUCUUCUACUCCAUUCUUCUCUUUUCUUUAUUUUUGCUCGAGGACGAGCAAAGUUUUAAGUUUGGUGUAUAAUUCCUUUCGGGUCUUGGGUUAGUUUUUCUCAAUUCCUUUCUACUCCCUCUAUAUAAUUCCUUUCGGGUCUUGGGUUAGUUUUUCUCAAUUCCACACCGGCUUUGUUUCAUAGCACGCAGGACCCUGUUUCAUUUUUUGUAACUCCGCUCUCAACAUGGCAGGAGAAAACACAAAGCAGUUAGAGGAAGCAGUUACAAGUGAUUCCACUUAUGACAGAAAAGCCGAAGGGAAAGCAUUCGAAGAUUCCAAAGUCGGCGUUAGAGGCCUUAUAGAAUCCGGUGUGACCAAAAUCCCACGCAUGUUCCACUCGGGCAAGUUGGACGCCAACGAAACUCAAGCAACUGCCUAUGAUUCCAAUGUUCCCAUCGUCGACAUCAGAGACAUAAAGAGCAGCACAACUUUCCGCGCCAAAGUAAUUGAAAAUAUUCGCAGGGCAUGCCAUGAGUGGGGAAUUUUUCAGGUGAUUAAUCAUGAAAUUCCAGUCAGCAUCUUGGACGGUAUGAUCGAUGGGAUUAGGCGGUUCCAUGAACAAGAUGCUAAGGUAAGGAAAGAGUUUUAUUGCAGGGAUCUUGUAAAGAAGAAAGUUUUGUAUCAUUCCAGUGUUAGAGCCAAUACUAACCAGGCUGCUAAUUGGAGAGAUACUCUUACUAUGUUGGUUGCUCCUGAUCCACCCAAACCAGAAGAAAUACCACAAAUAUGCAGAGAUAUUGUGAUUGAAUUCUCAAGGAAGAUAAUGGAAUUGGGUUUCACAAUCUUUGAGUUAUUAUCAGAGGCCCUUGGCCUUAAUCCUUCUUAUCUGAAGGAGUUAGAUUGUGCCGAAGGACUCUACAUUUUGGGUCACUACUAUCCACCAUGCCCUGAACCUGAAUUAACAAUGGGAGCCACCAAGCACACUGAUAGCACCUUCAUGACAUUAAUUCUGCAAGACCAACAUGGUGGGCUUCAAUUUCUUCACCAGAAUCAAUGGGUCAAUGUUCUUCCUGUGCAUGGAGCUAUAAUAGUAAACAUAGGAGAUCUUCUACAGCUUAUCACAAAUGAUAAAUUCAUCAGUAUUUAUCACCGGGUGUUAUCAAAGAAAACAGGACCAAGAAUUUCUAUAGCAAGCUUCUUUGUGAAUGCACAGGAUCCCGUUGAAGGUACUCCUAAGGUCUAUGGUCCUAUCAAGGAACUACUUUCAGAAGAAAAUCCUGCAAUCUACAGAAAGACCACAAUAAAGGAAUUUUUAGCAAAAUAUUUUGCCAAGAGCCUAAAUGGGAGCUCUCAAUUGGGUUCUUUUAAAUUGUGAAUUCAACACGUUAUUACACUACUUUUUAUUACAUGGAGUGGCCUAAUUCAUCGGAAUAAAUAAGUCAUCAUUUCCUUUGAGAGUUUGAUAUAUGGCUUGUUUCCCUUCAUAAAUGACCUUAAUGUAAGAAACAUCUCAACAUCAUAUUCUCACGUUAGAAAAGAGCAUCAUAUUGAAAUGUUAAAUAUUGUAA
This is a messenger RNA of Arachis ipaensis, 1644 nucleotides long. RefSeq names its product 1-aminocyclopropane-1-carboxylate oxidase homolog 12. Lineage: Eukaryota; Viridiplantae; Streptophyta; Magnoliopsida; Fabales; Fabaceae. The record is from RefSeq and is a predicted model, not a curated record.